AUGAGUAACAUCGGAUAUGACCCCUACUACUCUCCUUCCUCCUCCUACCGCCGCUGGUAUGUGGAGUCUCCCUCCCGUGUCUCCUCUCGGGGCAGGAGCCACACUGUGUACUCCCCCCACAGUGUGUCCUCAUCUUCCCGUGUGCAGUACUCCUCUCCGGGCCGGGUGCUGCUCUCCUCCUCCUCUCCGUCCCAGUCUCUGGAUCUGGAACUCAGCCAGGCAGCCCAAAUCAGCUCCGAGUUCCGGGCGGUCCGUACCCAGGAGCGUUCCCAACUACAGAACCUCAAUGAUCGCUUUGCCGGCUUCAUCGAAAGGGUGAGGGAGCUGGAGCAGCAGAACCGUGCUCUCGAGGCUGAGCUGAUGAUUCUCAGGCAGAGGCACACUGAGCCCUCUCGUCUGAGGUCACUGUACGAGCAGGAGGCCCGGGCUCUCCGAGCCGCUGUUGACGAGGCCAGAGCAGAGCAACAAGCUGCUCUGGGCCAGAGGGAGCGCCUGGAGCAGACCCUUAGUGCUCUUCAGGGCCGGUAUGAAGAAGAGGUUCUGGCUCGAGAAGACGCAGAGGGCCGGCUCAUGGAGGCCAGGCGUGAAGCUGACCAAGCUGCUUUGGCAAAGGCCGAGCUGGAGAAGAGCGUUGAAACCUUGUUGGAAGAACUGGCCUUCCUCAAGAGGGUCCAUGAAAGUGAGCUGGCUGAGCUUCAGGCCCAGGUGCAUCUGGGGGUGCAGGCGGCCGUGGAGUCUGAGGCUGCAGCUCCAGACCUGUCGGGGGCUCUGAGGGACAUCCGCUCUCAGUACGAGAGGCUGGCAGCUCGGAACAUCCAGGCAGCUGAGGACUGGUUCAGGGGUAAGGUGGGCACGCUGACUGAGACUGUGGCCCAACACACAGAUGCCGUGAGGAGCUCCAAAGACGAAGCGGGAGAGUACAGACGCCAACUGCAAAACCGCAUCCUGGAAAUCGAUGCAUGCAGAGGUCUGAACGAGUCCCUGGAGAAACAGCUACAGGAGAUGGAGGACAAAAAUGGUGCAGAAAUAUCAUCUAUGCAUGACACUAUUGGAGACUUGGAGAAUGAGCUGAGGGGAACCAAACAUGAAAUGGCUCGGUAUCUGAAAGAGUAUCAAGACCUUCUAAACGUCAAGAUGGCCCUGGAUAUUGAAAUUGCUGCAUACAGGAAGCUGCUGGAGGGGGAGGAGUCUCGUUUUAAUGUGGGCGGAGUUGGGGCCGUGGCAUCUCUGUACAGCCACAGUCUGUCGGCUCCCUCCUUCAGCCGCCCUGUCUUCUCCAGUCUGAGCUCGGGCACCUCCUACCUGAUGACAUCACGCCUGUUCAGCUCCAGCACCACCGAGGGGCUCAUCUCCGCCAGCCAAGCCCCCCAGGCCGAGGCCAGCCCCCCUGCUGAAGAAGAAGAGGAGGAAGAGGAGGAGGGAGAAGAGGCAGCAGAGGAUACAGAGGAGGCCAAGGAGGAAGAAGAAGGAGGAGACGACAAAGGAGAAAAGGAGGAAGAAGAGGAAAAAGUAGAGGAGAAAGAAGGAGAGGAAGCUACUGAGGCAGAUGAAGGAGGUGAUGAUGAAGAGCAAAAGGAAGAAGAGACCGAAGCUGCAGAUGAGGAAGAGGAGGGAGGAGAAAGUGAGGUAAAAGAGGAGGAAGAGCAGAAGGAAGAAAAAGAUGAAGGAGGGGAUGAUGAAGAUAAAGAAACAGAAACCAAAGACGACCAAAAAGCAGAAAAGGAAGACCCCAAAAAGGCUGAUGAAAAACAGGAGAAAGAGGAAAAAGCAGAGGCUAAGAAAGUAGAAAAAGCUCCCGAGAAAGAGGAAAAAGCAGCACCGGAAAAAUCUGACGAGAAGGAAGAACCCAAGACCAAAAAGGAAGACAAACCUGCUCCGGAAAAAGCUGAGAAAGAUGAAAAAGUUGCUCCGGAAAAAGCGGAGAAAGAUGAAAAAGUCGCUCCGGAAAAAGCGGAGAAAGAUGAAAAAGUCACCCCGGAAAAAAAGGAAAAAGAGGAGAAACCUGCUCCUGAGAAAGAGAAGAAAGACGAAAAAGCUGUCGCCAAAAAAGACGUCAAAGCCGAACCAAAGAAGGAGGAAGAGAAAGCCGCCAAGCCUGCCGAGGACAAAAGCAAAGAGGCCAAGAGCAAGAAGUGA
Molecule: messenger RNA, 2136 nt
Organism: Knipowitschia caucasica
Lineage: Eukaryota; Metazoa; Chordata; Actinopteri; Gobiiformes; Gobiidae
Source: the annotation of a GenBank genome assembly